Molecule: messenger RNA, 3862 nt
Organism: Eubalaena glacialis (North Atlantic right whale)
Lineage: Eukaryota; Metazoa; Chordata; Mammalia; Artiodactyla; Balaenidae
Gene: UBE3B
Product: ubiquitin protein ligase E3B
Exons: 29
Coding region: 424-3630 (1068 amino acids)
Biological process (GO): ubiquitin-dependent protein catabolic process; protein polyubiquitination
Molecular function (GO): protein binding; ubiquitin protein ligase activity
Source: RefSeq, a predicted model, not a curated record
GCAAGAUGGCGGUCGGGCCUUGGCUGCUGCCCCGGGUCAGGCGGAGCUCGGGGGUCUUGGGCUGAGGCGGUGGUAAACUGCGGCCCCGACCCCGACCGCGGGGGCCUCGAGCGGAUAAAGGUCUACGGCCUGCGGAUAAGGAAACUGAGGCCUAGAGAGGAUAAGUAACUUGGCCAAAUAAGGUAGAACGAGAACUAGAGAGAACGAAGGGCUACUUUGAUCCAAGGCUUUCUCUGCUACACACAGCCUUUUCUACACACAGCCUUUUCUUUGAUUCUCCAGGACAUUUAGCAGAAAAACACAAGCUCCUCUGAAGUGAGAAGCUGUCCUCAGCUGUGAGCCCUGUGCAAAAUCACUAAUGACUGAUUACCUGACAUUUCUGCGUCACCGGCAGGUCCUCAGGGUUUGUGCAAGUUUGCAAACAUGUUCACUGUUUCUCAGACCUCGAGAGCUUGGUUCAUUGAUAGAGCCCGUCAGGCUCGAGAGGAAAGGCUGGUGCAGAAGGAGCGGGAGAGGGCAGCUGUGGAGAUUCAGGCCCACGUACGGAGUUUUCUCUGUCGGCGUCGACUGCAAAGGGAAAUCAGGAAAGAGAUUGAUGAGUUUUUUAAAGAAGAUGACUCUGGGUCCAGUAAAAGAAGUGCACUUUGUAUUUUUAAGACUGCCAGGAAACUGCUGUUCUUGUUCAGAAUUAAAGAGGAUGAUGAGAGAUUUGAGAAGUUGUGUCGCUGCCUCCUGAGCAGCAUGGAUGCUGAGAAUGAACCCAAGGUAUGGUACGUGUCCCUGGCUCUUUCCAAGGAUCUCACCCUCGUAUGGAUUAAACAGAUCAAAGACAUUCUGUGGUAUUGCUGUGAGUUUCUUGAGCAGCUCAAGCCUGAAAUUUUACAAGACUCCAAACUCAUCACACUGUACCUCACGAUGCUUGUCACCUUUACAGACACUUCAACAUGGAAGAUUCUCCGGGGAAAAGGUGAGAGUCUUCGACCAGCCAUGAACCGCAUUUGUGCAAAUAUAAUGGGCCAUCUCAACCAGCAUGGAUUUUAUUCUGUGCUGCAGGUAUUGUUAACCCGUGGCCUGGCGAGACCCCGACCUUGUCUGUCCAAAGGCACUUUAACAGCAGCCUUUUCCCUAGCAAUGCGCCCUGUGAUUGCUGCACAAUUUUCAGACAAUCUGAUCCGGCCGUUCCUCAUCCACAUCGUGUCUGUGCCCGCUCUCGUGACUCAUCUCAGCACAGUGACCCCCGAGCGCCUCACUAUUUUAGAAUCUCAUGACAUGCUCCGUAAAUUCAUCACAUUUUUAAGAGACGAAGAUCGAUGCCGUGAUGUAUGUGAAAGUUUAGAAGGAUGCCAUACACUUUGUCUCAUGGGCAACCUCCUGCACUUGGGCUCCCUCAGCCACAGGGUGUUAGAGGAGGAGACAGAUGGGUUUGUGAGUUUGCUCACCCAAAUGCUCUGCUACUGUCAGAAGUACGUGUCCCAGAAGAAAUCCAACCUGACCCACUGGCACCCUGUCCUUGGCUGGUUCUCCCAAUCCGUGGACUAUGGCCUUAACGAGUCCAUGCCCUUGGUCACCAGACAGCUGCAGUUCCUGUGGGGGGUGCCUCUGAUCCGGAUCUUCUUCAGUGACAUCCUGAGCAAGAAGCUGCUGGAGAACCAGGAGCCGGUCCACGCGCCGCCAGCGUCCCCACAGAAUGUGCUUCCCGUGAAGACUCUCCUGAAGCGUGCAUUUCAGAAGUCGGCGUCAGUUCGGAAUAUUCUCAGGCCUGUUGGGGGUAAACGUGUUGAUUCUGCGGAGGUACAGAAGGUUUGCAACAUCUGCGUCCUCUACCAGACCUCGCUGACGACUCUCACCCAGAUCCGGCUGCAGAUACUCACAGGUCUCACUUACCUUGAUGACCUGCUGCCCAAACUUUGGGCGUUUAUCUGUGAACUGGGGCCCCACGGAGGGUUAAAGCUCUUCUUGGAAUGCCUCAACAAUGACACUGAAGAGUCUAAGCAGCUCUUGGCCAUGCUGAUGCUGUUCUGUGACUGUUCCCGGCACCUCAUCACGAUCCUUGAUGACAUUGAAGUUUAUGAAGAACAGAUUUCAUUCAAACUGGAAGAACUGAUCACCAUCUCCUCUUUUCUGAAUUCCUUUGUGUUUAAGAUGAUCUGGGAUGGAAUCGUAGAGAAUGCCAAGGGCGAGACCUUGGAGCUGUUCCAGUCCGUCCACGGGUGGCUGAUGGUGCUGUAUGAGCGGGACUGCCGGCGGCGCUUCGCCCCCGAGGACCACUGGCUGCGAAAGGAUCUCAAACCUAGCGUGCUUUUCCAAGAACUUGACAAGGACAGAAAACGGGCUCAGCUGAUCCUGCAGUACAUCCCACAUGUCAUUCCUCACAAAAACAGAGUUCUCCUGUUCCGAAACAUGGUGACCAAGGAGAAGGAGAAACUGGGGCUUGUGGAAACCAGCUCCGCCUCCCCUCAUGUCACUCACAUCACCAUCCGCCGGUCCCGGAUGUUGGAGGAUGGCUACGAGCAACUUCGGCAGCUCUCCCAGCACGCCAUGAAGGGCGUCAUCCGCGUGAAGUUUGUCAAUGACCUCGGGGUGGACGAGGCAGGGAUUGAUCAAGACGGCGUUUUCAAGGAGUUCUUGGAAGAGAUCAUCAAGAGGGUGUUUGACCCAGCGCUCAACCUGUUCAAGACGACCAGUGGGGACGAGAGACUCUACCCUUCACCCACGUCCUACAUUCAUGAGAAUUACCUGCAGCUCUUUGAGUUUGUGGGCAAGAUGCUGGGGAAAGCUGUGUAUGAGGGAAUUGUGGUGGACGUGCCCUUUGCAUCCUUCUUCCUGAGCCAGCUGCUCGGGCACCACCACAGCGUCUUCUACAGCUCUGUGGAUGAACUGCCUUCUCUGGACUCCGAGUUCUAUAAAAACCUCACUUCCAUUAAGCGGUACGAUGGGGACAUUGCUGAUUUGGGCCUGACACUGUCAUAUGAUGAGGAUGUCAUGGGUCAGCUUGUUUGCCAUGAACUGAUUCCUGGAGGGAAGACCAUUCCUGUUACAAAUGAAAAUAAAAUUAGCUACAUCCAUCUGAUGGCCCACUUUCGAAUGCACACUCAAAUCAAGAACCAGACAGCUGCCCUCAUUAGUGGAUUCCGUUCCAUCAUCAAACCUGAGUGGACCCGGAUGUUCUCGACCCCUGAGCUACAGCGACUCAUUUCCGGGGACAAUGCUGAGAUCGAUCUGGAAGAUUUAAAGAAGCACACAGUGUACUACGGUGGUUUCCAUGGAAGUCACAGGGUCAUCAUCUGGCUCUGGGAUAUCCUGGCCUCUGACUUCACGCCCGACGAGAGAGCCAUGUUUCUGAAGUUUGUGACCAGCUGCUCCAGGCCCCCCCUCCUGGGAUUUGCCUACCUCAAGCCUCCCUUCUCCAUCCGCUGUGUGGAAGUGUCGGAUGAUCAGGACACCGGGGACACCCUGGGCAGCGUCCUGCGCGGCUUCUUUACCAUCCGCAAGCGGGAGCCAGGUGGCCGCCUGCCCACCUCCUCCACCUGCUUCAACCUGCUCAAGCUGCCCAACUACAGCAAGAAGAGCGUCCUGCGGGAGAAGCUGCGCUACGCCAUCAGCAUGAACACGGGCUUCGAGCUCUCCUAGCUCCCGUCCUCGCAGACUCCGGGCUCCCAGGCACCCUCAGCCCCAAGAGGCGGCGUUCCCCUGGGAGCACGACUGACGUGCCAGGGGACGGUGGCCCCCAUACCCUCUCUAUAGCCAUGAGACCCCCCUGUGGCCUCAAGAACUUUGGAUGCACGUGACAAAGCUACCCAGCACUCUCCAGGUGACACUAACAGGAAGGGGGGGUUGAAAAUAAACCUCCAGAUUCCGCCAG